GGCUUAAUGGGCUUCACUGCUACUGCCAGUUUCCUCUUAAAAUUACUCCCAAUUAUGGCGAAUGUUUAACUUUUAGGUUAUCCAUCCCAAUGCAGAAAGCUGCAUCGCAGAUGGAUGGGAAACCUGCCAGCCGGCCACAUUUUUGAGACUCUCACGAUGGUUUCAAAGAAGGUGGUGGCCAGUUUGCUCUUGGUGUACGUGGUGUCUAUGCUGGCUGAGCAGACCGAAGGCUUCGUGCCCUUUUUCACCCAGAGCGACUUCAGGAAAAUGCAGUUGCAGGAAAAGGAGAGGAACAAAGGAGGGCAGAAGAAAUCCCUGACCUCGCUGCAGCAGCUGGAAGAGGAAGGCUUCUCUGAGCAAUCCGGUGGAGAUGUCAGCAAGGUCAAGACCAUCCAGCUAGCUGUUCCUGUCAGAGCUGGGAUGUGGCUCACCCCAAGGCAGCUGGAAAAAUACCAAGAUGUCCUGGAGAAACUGCUAGCAGAGAUGUUACAGGACACCCCAGACGCUGACUGAUAUCUGCAGUAUCAGAAGAGAAAGCAAUGUCGCCUGCUGAAGCUAAAAGAUUCCACUUAUGUAAACGAAAUCUGUAAAAGAGAUUAACAAAAUUCGAGGUGAGAUAAUAAAGUAC
Chroicocephalus ridibundus (black-headed gull) is the source of this 628-nucleotide messenger RNA. RefSeq names its product promotilin-like. The transcript has 6 exons. Bases 115 to 513 code for a protein of 132 amino acids. The record is from RefSeq and is a predicted model, not a curated record. Gene Ontology annotation, molecular function: hormone activity. Gene Ontology annotation, cellular component: extracellular region. NCBI's taxonomy places the organism in Eukaryota, Metazoa, Chordata, Aves, Charadriiformes, Laridae.